AUGAAUGCGGAAAGUGUUUCAUCGUUAAACAUAAGUGAGCAAGAGCUACCGUGUCAAGUACGAGCAUGGCUAAGAACGCUACUAGUUCCCAGACGGAAACUCCGCUUUGCAACGUGGAAUAUUGGCUCUCUAACUAGACGAUGUAUGGAACUCGCAGACGUACUCAUGAGACGUCGGAUCCAAUGCGCUUUCCUUCAGGAAACACGCUGGAAGGGCGACGAGUCAUAUGACAUCGGGCAGGGCUACCAGCUUGUAUACACCGGGUCAUCCACAGGGAGAAACGGUGUCGCGGUAGUACUUUGUGAAGAGCUUCGGAAGAAUUUACUAGAAGUUGAUCAUCGCUGUGACCGAUUAAUGCGGGUUCGAGUACAAAUUGAGGGAGUUACUACCAACCUGAUCUGUGCUUAUGCGCCUCAAGCUGGCUGUAGUGCGGCCGAAAAGAAAUCCUUCUGGGAGCAGUUUGAAGACUUAUUACGCGCUGUACCGACGACUGAAGGGAUAAUUGUUGGAGGGGACUUCAACGGUCACGUGGGCAGGUCGGCUGAGAUAUACAAGGGUGUUCAUGGUGGCUUUGGUUAUGGUCGUCGCAAUGUGGAGGGCCAAAAGAUCCUAAGAACCUGUAGUUCGUUUGAUCUGGCCAUCGUGAACACUUUCUUCGCAAAGAAUACUCAACAACUUAUCACGUAUAAAAGUGGAUCCCACUCAACUCAAAUUGACUAUCUGCUGAUCAGAAGGUGUCAUAUCGGCAAGGUAACAAACUGUAAAGUCAUUCCAGGAGAAAGCCUGACGCCCCAACAUCGUCUUCUUGUCAUGGACUUAACGGACACGUCUAUAAGAUACAGUAAUCGCUUUCCAUCAGGCAAGCCAUACACUUGUUUCCCGAUGUAG
Molecule: messenger RNA, 888 nt
Organism: Melitaea cinxia (Glanville fritillary)
Lineage: Eukaryota; Metazoa; Arthropoda; Insecta; Lepidoptera; Nymphalidae
Product: craniofacial development protein 2-like
Exons: 3
Coding region: 1-888 (295 amino acids)
Biological process (GO): chromatin remodeling
Cellular component (GO): nucleus
Molecular function (GO): catalytic activity
Source: RefSeq, a predicted model, not a curated record